AUGUCUCAAAAUACAGAAGCCUCGCAGACGGCUCAAGAAUUCAUUGCCAGUCAAUUGCAGCUCGAAGCCGACGCGCGUGAAGCUCUUCCCUACCAAUUCGACACUUGCACAAAACCUCUCGGCCCACUCAGACAGGCAAUCUUUGCUUGUCUGACAUGUAACCCGCCUCCCACCUCGGACAACAAAUCACACACUCCAGCCGCCGUAUGCUACUCCUGCAGCAUCUCCUGUCAUGGCGAACACGAACUGGUCGAGCUCUUUACAAAACGUAACUUUGUAUGUGACUGCGGCACUACCAGAGUUCCCUCAUCAGCACCUUGCACACUUCGUAUCAACGAAUCUACGAGCCAGAAGGGCAACGUGACUGGAGAGGCUCCUGCAGAAGACAACAAGUACAACCACAACUUCGCUGGUCGCUUCUGUGGCUGUGGAGAGCAGUAUGAUCCUGAGAAAGAGAAGGGCACCAUGUUCCAGUGCUUGGGCUUGGGUACAAUUGAACAUGGUGGCUGUGGAGAGGAUUGGUGGCACCCCGAGUGUCUAAUGGGCCUGCCCAGACCUCAGCCCACUGAAAAUAUUCCCAAGCAAGAGGAGAAAGAGAAGAAGCAGCCGCUUGAAGGUCAAGAGGAGACGACAGAGGCUCCCGAGGAGAUCGACGAGGCACCGUUGCCGCCUGGCUUCCCGGCAGAAGACGACUUUGAUCACCUCGUCUGUUACAAAUGUGUCGACUCAUUCCCAUGGAUCAAGCAGUAUGCCGGUCAAGCAGGCUUCCUUGGUCCCAUCUACCACAAACAUCCCUCGGAUACAGCCGAGACGAAAGCCACAACGACAAUCACCCAAGACGCAUCUCUGCCACCUUCGACUGAAAGCAAGAAAAGAAGUGCCGAGGAAGAUUCGGAAGAUCCGGCGUCUAAGAAGACAAAGGUCGAGUCCGAAGAAGGUGCUGUAGACACCAUUACAACCACAACUGCUGCUGAAGAUUUACCUCUGCACACAAAGCUGCCCUCAGCUCCAUCCGGAACCUUCUCCCUCUUCCUCCACGAAGACUUCCGCACCCACCUCUGCCGCUGUCCCUCAUGCUUCCCGCAUCUGAAAUCCCACUCCCAUCUCCUCGAAGAAGAAGAAGCCUACGAACCACCCGUCUCUGAGAGCGACAAUGAAGAAGCUCAGAACGGACGCGGUAGUGUAGGCUCAGGAAGCACUUAUGAGCGUGGAGAAGCUCUUCUCAGCAAUAUGGACAGGGUCAAAGCCAUUGAGGGUGUUAUGGUGUAUAACCAUCUUAGGGACAAAGUAAAGGCUUUUUUGCAGCCGUUUGCCGAGAGUGGGCAGGCUGUGGGGGCCGAGGAUAUCAAGGCUUAUUUUGAAAAGUUGAGGGGUGAUGAGGAGGGGAUCAGACUUGCUGGUGCUGGGGCUGGUGCUGCGGACGAGGGCGCAAAGCAAGGUGGUAACUAA
Messenger RNA from Aureobasidium subglaciale EXF-2481, 1449 nucleotides. RefSeq lists its product as uncharacterized. Gene Ontology annotation, cellular component: cytoplasm. The transcript has 3 exons. The coding region runs from base 1 to 1449 and encodes 482 amino acids. Lineage: Eukaryota; Fungi; Ascomycota; Dothideomycetes; Dothideales; Saccotheciaceae. The record is from RefSeq and is a predicted model, not a curated record. Gene Ontology annotation, molecular function: ubiquitin protein ligase activity; zinc ion binding.